This is a messenger RNA of Prunus persica (peach), 2117 nucleotides long. RefSeq lists its product as uncharacterized. Bases 109 to 1614 code for a protein of 501 amino acids. Gene Ontology annotation, cellular component: cytoplasm; endosome; trans-Golgi network. The transcript is spliced from 10 exons. The record is from RefSeq and is a predicted model, not a curated record. Lineage: Eukaryota; Viridiplantae; Streptophyta; Magnoliopsida; Rosales; Rosaceae.
UGAAACAUAUUUUCGUGUGUCGAGAAUUGAGAUAGGAAGGAUUCAGUGACACCGAAAUUAAAGAAAGAAAGAAAGUGGCUGUUGAACUGUAAGAAAGAAGCUGAAGCAAUGCGAAGACUGGGGCUUCAUCAACGGCAGCAUGCGAAGCCAGCCGGAGGUGGAGGAGGAGGGGUGAAGGGCAUGAUUGGGAGGCUAUUGAUCGCGGUUGUGGUUGUCUUGAUCUGCACCAUUUCUUUUAUUGUUACAUCGACGAGCAAUGGCGGCGCUCGAUCUGGCUCUCGCUCAAAGAUGAGUUUAGAUGAACUUUGGAGAAGUGCUGAUUCUGUUGGUUGGAGACCAUCAUCAGCUCCACGGUCUGAUUGGCCCCCUCCACCAAGCGAGACUAACGGCUACCUACGUGUGCGCUGUAAUGGUGGUCUCAAUCAACAACGCACUGCGAUCUGUAAUGCAGUUCUUGCAGCAAGAAUCAUGAAUGCUACACUUGUCCUGCCUGAAUUGGAUGCAAACUCUUUUUGGCAUGAUGAUAGUGGUUUCCGUGGUAUCUAUGAUGUUGAGCAUUUUAUGAAGUCAUUGAGGUAUGAUGUAAAAAUUGUGGAAAAAAUACCAGAAAUUCGCAAAAAUGGGAAGACCAAGAAGAUAAAAGCUGUACAGCUUCGUCCCCCUAGAGAUGCUCCUAUCAGUUGGUAUACUACAGACGCUCUUGUGAAAAUGAAGGAGCAUGGUGCUAUUUAUCUUACUCCAUUUUCACAUCGUUUGGCAGAAGAAAUUGACAACCCUGAGUAUCAACGGUUGAGGUGUAGAGUUAACUAUCAUGCUUUGAGGUUUAAGACAAAUAUUAUGAAGUUAAGUCAAUCAAUAGUAGAUAAGCUUCGCGCACAAGGUCACUUCAUGUCCAUACAUCUUCGUUUUGAGAUGGAUAUGCUGGCAUUUGCUGGGUGCUUUGAUAUUUUCAACUCCAAAGAGCAGGAGAUUUUGAAGAAGUAUCGAAAAGAAAAUUUUGCACCAAAGAAGCUUGUCUACAAGGAAAGAAGAGCCAUUGGAAAAUGCCCAUUAACUCCAGAAGAGGUCGGUCUUAUUUUACGUGCAAUGGGGUUUAACAAUUCUACCAGGAUAUACUUAGCUGCUGGUGACCUAUUUGGUGGGGAGAGAUUCAUGAAACCUUUUCGGGCUUUGUUCCCUCACCUUGAGAACCACAGUUCUGUAGAUCCCUCAGACGAGCUAGCAGAAAACACCCAGGGGUUGUCAGGGUCUGCAGUGGACUACAUGGUUUGUCUCCUCUCUGAUAUUUUUAUGCCUACAUAUGAUGGCCCUAGCAACUUUGCAAACAAUCUCCUUGGUCACCGCCUUUAUUAUGGCUUCCGAACCACAAUUAGACCUGACAGGAAAGCACUUGCCCCAAUCUUCAUUGAUCGAGAGAAGGGACGGACAGCAGGUUUUGAAGAAGCUGUUAGGCAAGCCAUGUUCAAGACCAACCUUGGCGGGCCCCACAAGCGGAUCCCACCUGAGUCUUUCUAUACAAAUUCUUGGCCAGAAUGUUUCUGCCAAACAUCUCCACAGAAUCCGGCACAUAAAUGUCCACCAGAUAAUGUGUUGGAAAUUCUUGACAGCAGUUGAGUGAAGCCAAGCCACUGAUGGCCUGGAAUCCUUGCCUCGAUCAAAUUCGACAAUAUCUGUGACCGAAAAAUGAGAAAGUAGUGUCAGGAUUUUUAGCAGGUGAUUGUUCCACCACCAUACUGAUGAAUCCCUAUAUGCCAUAAUGUAUAAGGGAUGGUUUUCCGUACUCAUAUUCUGCCUUUCAGGAAAUUUAUGGACAUUUCAUGUUCCUCUUGAUCAUAUAAGUUGGUUCUUCAGUGAUUCUGAUUUUCUGGGGUUUACACCAUGGUGCUUCGAUUAGUAUAUGGACAAAGGAGGCAAGUUUUCACUGAUGCAGGGUCUGGAGGACACACGAGCCAUGAUGGUAGUUUGCAGAUGUCUUAUGUUGUGAUCUCAAAAUUUACAUCUGAUUUGUGAUGUAGUAUGAUUUGAUUGACUUCCCUGUAUGUUUAUGACAUGUAUGGCUAAUUAUAGUCUAUAUAGAUUUUUCAGUCUUACCUUAUCAAAAUGCUCUGUUACCAUUA